Messenger RNA from Rhizophagus irregularis DAOM 181602=DAOM 197198, 750 nucleotides. RefSeq lists its product as uncharacterized. The record is from RefSeq and is a predicted model, not a curated record. NCBI's taxonomy places the organism in Eukaryota, Fungi, Glomeromycota, Glomeromycetes, Glomerales, Glomeraceae.
AUGGUUGAAUCAUACAAUUGUUUACGUCUAGAUAAUAGUUAUGUUUUUCAGGUGGAAGUUUACAAAAAUAAAAAUGACAAUGACGAUAAGAAAAUUUUCAAAAUUGAUGGUGAUGAAAUUCCAUUUGAGAAAUUAAGAGUUGGACAACUUGCGAACCUUAUCUCAAAUAAUGAAGAGUUUGGAAAGCCUGACAGCUCGAGAAAAAAGGACCUUUCAUGGAAAUAUAAGAAAGGUGAUGGCACUACAUGGUGUACAGGCCACUUGAAAACUACACGGGUGUUUAGAGUUAUGGAACGAUUGGAAGAAGAAGGCUAUCUUCGCCUAUAUAUAUCUCUUGAGACGAUUGAAACAGAUGGCAAGAUAUUAUUCUGGACAAUAUUCAGUGAUUAUCUCGUCAGGACUGCUCCCGAGUAUAUCAAAGAUCAAAUUAAGUUAGUAAUGAUUUCGCUAAUUUGUUUUCAAGAAGGUGGGGAAAAACAGGUUAUUCUCUUUAUAGACGAAUAUGAUAUAAUGUAUAGAGCAAAUGAUGAGACUAUAUCCUCAUUCUUGAGAAUUGUUCGUAAUGUUAAAGCAAGAAAAGAAGAAUAUGCUAUCUGGUCUAUCAACAUAGUCGGCCCUUUCAGUAUCUUACAUCUGAGCUCAAAAGAAGUGACCACAUCACCAUUUAAUGUCUAUAGGUCAUUUCAAACCCCAAACUUCACGCAGGAACAAGUCCAGUUCUUAUUUAAGGAGUAUGCGAAUAAUCAUUAA